Molecule: messenger RNA, 6773 nt
Organism: Paramisgurnus dabryanus
Lineage: Eukaryota; Metazoa; Chordata; Actinopteri; Cypriniformes; Cobitidae
Source: RefSeq, a predicted model, not a curated record
CUAAGACCCAAAAAAAUCAGCAUCACUUUAUUCUGGAGAAACAGCUGAAGAGAGAUCUCUGUGAGGUUGCUCUGCAGGGUCUGUAUCUCAGAUCAAUUUGAGAUCUUCAAAAGAAAUCUGAAACAAUGAGGUUUCUAAUCUCAUUGUGUGUGCCGCUACUGUUGCUGGUUAACGGUGAAACAACCAAUGGGCAAACGUCAGUUCCUUCCACCACUAUUACUGACCCCUGCUACAACUAUAUCAAUCUCAAUGAUCCUUGGAGAGCCAUUAACGUUUCAUAUAAUCAGUAUGCAUCAUGUGAUUAUAAUGUGUAUGGCUGGUACAGGCUUUUCCUCAACGGACAGGAUGCUCACAUGCCAGAAUCAUGUGUUAGCAAUGGCAUGUGUGGAUCUUAUUAUCCAAUAUGGCUCAAUGGUCGUCACCCACAGAUCGAAGAUGGAAUGGUCAGCCGGGAAGUUUGUAGUCCCACAUGGAAUGACUGCUGUGGUUACAGCUCUUUUAACAUAAAUGUCAAAGCUUGUCCUGGAAAUUAUUAUGUUUAUGAGUUUGUCAGUCAAUCGUACUGUGGAACAUAUUGUGCAGAUGUUUUAGGUCUUAACCAUUCAUCAGCGCCUACAACAGUGCCACAACCACCACUACAAAUCAUCACAGAUCCCUGUGAUACCUACACCAUUUUGGAUGAGCCAUGGAGAGCCACCAGCCAUAGAUAUGCUGCCCAUUUAAUGUGUGACGCUUAUGUCAGCUGGUCCGGCUGGUAUCGUCUCUUCAUUCGUGGUCAGAGCGUUCAGAUGCCAGACACGUGUGUUGAUGAAUUAAGCUGUGGUACUCAUGCACCUCUGUGGCUAAACGGUCAACAUCCAAGAGUUGAGGAUGGCGUGGUCACUCGAGAAGUUUGUAAUCACUGGAACAACAACUGCUGUUAUUUCUCACCCAAUAAUAUUAGAGUGAAAGCCUGUCCAGGAAAUUAUUAUGUCUAUGAGUUUGUCAGCCCAACUUUCUGCUAUGGGACAUAUUGUGCAGAGGACAGGAACAUCACCAUUCCUACCGUCAGUCCAGCCCCAACUGUCUCUCUCAUCGCUGACCCCUGCUAUACGUAUACAUCGCUUGAUGACCCUUGGAGAGCCAGUGGACAAAAUUACUAUCAGUAUAUGUGUGAUUCCCUUGUCAACUGGUCCGGCUGGUAUCGUCUCUUUAUCAACGGUCAGAGCGCUCAGAUGCCAGAAACAUGUGUUGACAUGUUUAGCUGUGGCACUUUUGCUCCACUUUGGCUAGAUGGUCCUCAUCCAAGAGUCGAGGAUGGUGUGGUAAGCCGACACGUCUGCGGUAACUGGAACAACGAGUGCUGCCAUUUUGAAUUCUAUCCUAUGAAAGUAAAGGCAUGCCCUGGCAAUUAUUAUGUCUAUGAGUUUGUCAGUCCAACUUACUGCUAUACAGCAUAUUGUGCAGUUCUCAGGGACAGUAACUAUACACUUGGCACACCACAGAUCCCCACAACGGCACCUACAACUCCCAUUCCUGAUCCAUGCUAUAAUUAUAACACUCUUGAUGACUCCUGGAGAGACAUAACUCAAUACCAAAACCCAAGCUAUGGACAAAAUGACUACCUUGUUGACUGGAGUGGCUGGUAUCGAAUGUUUCUGAACGGACAAAGUGCUCAGAUGUCCGAGUGGUGUGUGACCUACACCUCGGGAUGUGGAGGUGAUACUGGACUUUAUCUCAGUGGUUCUCAUCCACGACUUGAAGAUGGAGAGGUGACGCUUGAAGUCUUGGGAACAUAUAUGUGGUACCCUUACAUGUGUGGCCAAUAUAGAUCCAAUCCCAUUCAAGUCAGAGCUUGUCCUGGAGAUUAUUAUGUCUAUAAACUCGUCAAACCUGAUGUGAUAAUCCCUCGGCCCGCAUACUGUGGAGUUGCUUUCAACAGCAUCAGCAAUGAUCCUUGUUACAACUAUGAAUCUCUGGACCGUCCCUGGAGAGCCUCAAAUGAAAGUGGCUUGGCAAUUUGUGAUGAGUCUUUCUCCUGGAAUGGCUGGUACAGACUUUACAACAAUGGGAUGAACAUUCGGAUGCAAGAGAACUGUGUUAAUGCAUACAGCUGUAAUACUCAAGUUAGUCUGUCGCUUAAUGGUCCUCACCCUCAGAUAGAGGAUGGAGUGGUGACACGAGAGGUCUGUGGAGAUGUAGGGAAUGGCUGUUGUAGUUACAAGUCAACUCCCAUCAGAGUCAAAGCCUGCCCAGGAGAUUAUUAUGUCUAUGAAAUUGCAAAGCCACAGAGAUUUUGCUCAGGAUAUUGUACAGAUCCAAACACAGUAUCCCCGACGGUUUCCCCAACUCCAUCAGGUGCCUUUACAGGAUCUUUGACUACAGUUAACACGGAUUACGACCCCUGCUAUAACUACAACAUUCUCGACAACUACUGGAGAAGUGCACUUAAUAUCUGGCAACUGUAUGGACAGAUAUCUGGGAAUGAUGACACAAUUGUUGAAUGGAACGGCUGGUAUCGACUCUUCCUUAAUGGAUCAAAUGCUCAGAUGCCUGAAUGGUGCGCAACUUUAAUGUCAUGCGGAGGUUUCAGUUCUCUGUGGCUUGGCGAUCCUCAUCCUCUGCUAGAAGAUGGAGUUGUUAGUCGUGAAGUCUACGGUACUCAAAAUGACCAGUGUGGUUACUACAGAUCCAACCCGAUCCAAGUCAAAGCUUGUCCUGAAAAUUAUUAUGUCUACAAGUUUGUAAAGCCAAGGCAGUCAAUCCCAUUGCCUGUUUACUGUGCAGUUCCUUCCAACACUGAGAAUUAUGACCCAUGCUAUCAGUAUACCAUUCUGAAUGACCCUUGGAGAGCGACCAGCUUUUCUGAUGUCAAUGGAAAUUGUGAUUAUAGUGUGAACUGGAAUGGCUGGUACAGGCUUUCCGUCAAUGGACAGGACGCUCACAUGCCAGAGUCAUGUGUUAGCAGUGGCAUGUGUGGAUCUAAUAACCCCUUGUGGCUCAAUGGUCCUCACCCACAGCUGGAAGAUGGAGUGGUCAGGCGGGAAGUCUGUGGUCCCACAUGGAAUGAUUGCUGUGGAUACAAAUCUGUUCCCAUACAAGUCAAAGCUUGUCCAGGAAAUUAUUAUGUUUAUGAGUUUGUCAAGCCCCUGUAUUGUGCAAGUUAUUGUGCAGAUGACCCAAGCUUUCACAGGACAUCUACAACAACGUUGCCAACAGUUCCCAUUACUGUUCCUUCCUCAGACCCCUGCAACAACUACAAUGUGUUGGAUGAGCCAUGGAGAGCCACCAGCAAUUACGUCAACUAUUUUGACAUGGCCAAUGUAAGGUGUGAUGCUUAUGUCAGCUGGUCCGGCUGGUAUCGUCUCUUCAUUAAUGGUCAGAGCGUUCGGAUGCCAGACAAGUGUAUUGAAAUCCUAAGCUGUGGUACUCAUGCACCUCUGUGGCUGAAUGGUCAACAUCCAAGAGUUGAGGAUGGCGUGGUGACUCGAGAAGUCUGUAAUCAUUGGAACAACGACUGCUGUUAUUUCUCAACCAACACUAUUAGAGUGAAAGCCUGCCCAGGAAAUUAUUAUGUCUAUGAGUUUGUCAGCCCAACUUUCUGCUAUGGGGCAUAUUGUGCAGAUGAUAGCACCAUUGAGACAACUGUCAUCCCACCCACCAUCUCAACAGUGACAUAUAGUGACCCAUGCUUUAAUUACAAUAUGCUUGAUGACCAUUGGAGAGACAUACACCAAACACAAUCCAAUAACUUGGGAAAUGAUGACCGGCUGGUUGAGUGGAAUGGCUGGUAUCGACUGUAUCUGAACGGACAAAGUGCUCAGAUGUCUGAGGUGUGUACAACUUACACAGGAUGUGGAGGUGAUACUGGACUUUAUCUCAGUGAUUCUCAUCCACGAAUCGAGGAUGGAGAGGUGACGCUUGAAGCCUUGGGAACUUUUAUCUGGUACUUUUACAUGUGCGGCGCCUACAGAACACAUCCCAUUCAAGUCAAAGCUUGCCCUGGAGAUUAUUAUGUCUAUAAAUUUGUCAAACCUGAUAUGUCAAUCCCUCGGCCCUCAUACUGUGCAGUUGCGUUCAACAGCAUAGACAAUGAUCCUUGUUACAACUACGAACCUCUGGAUCGUCCCUGGAGAGCCUCGAAUGAAGCAGGAUUGUACAUUUGUGAUGGGACUUUCUCCUGGAGUGGCUGGUACAGACUUUACCACAAUGGAAUGAACAUCAGAAUGGCAGAGAACUGUGUUAAUUCUGGGGGCUGUAACACACAGUACAGUCUGUGGCUCAAUGGCCCUCACCCUCACAUUGAGGAUGGAGUGGUGACCCGAGAGGUCUGUGGGAGCUCAUGGGGAGAGUGCUGCUUACAUACGUUUAUUCCCAUCAGAGUCAAAGCCUGCCCAGGAGAUUACUAUGUCUAUGAAUUGCCACAGCCACAUCAAGACUACUGUACAGGAUAUUGCACAGAUAUCAACACUAUAUCUGACGUAGUUUCCCCUACAACUCCAACUUCAAUUAAUGGAUCCAUCACAACAUUGAAUUACGAUCCGUGCCAUAACUACAACGUUCUUGACGACUAUUGGAGAAGUGCACUUAUGUAUUCAAAUGGAAAUGCAUCUGGACACGAUGACACACGUGUUGAAUGGGACGGCUGGUAUCGACUCUUUCUUGAUGGAUCCGAUGCUAAGUUACCUGAGUGGUGUGCAGGAUACAUGUCAUGUGGAGGUUUCAGUUCUCUGUGGCUUGGUGGUCCUCACCCUCAGCUAGAAGAUGGAGUUGUUACCCGUGAAGUUUUUGGCAGUCGGUAUGAACAGUGUGGUUACUACAGAUCCAACCCGAUCCAAGUCAAAGCUUGUCCUGAAAAUUAUUAUGUCUACAAACUCAUAAAGCCAAAUCUAUCAAUACCUGUCCCUUCAUAUUGUGCAGUUUCUAUCUCGAAUCCGAGCAUUGACCCCUGCUACAACUACACAGGUCUGGAUGAGCCUUGGAGAGCCACCAACAAUCCUUAUUAUAAUAAUUACUUUGGUGUAAUGUGUGAUUAUAAUGUGAACUGGAAUGGAUGGUACAGACUUUUCAUCAAUGGCCAGAAUACUCAGAUGCCAGAGUCAUGUGUAAAUUAUGGCAUGUGUGGCACUUAUUACCCACUUUGGCUCAAUGGUGCUCACCCUCAGGUGGAAGAUGGAGUGGUCACCCGACAAGUGUGUGGUUCCUCACCAUAUGACUGCUGUGCUUACAACUCUUAUCCCAUACAGGUCAAAGCGUGUCCAGGAAAUUACUAUGUUUAUCAGUUUGUCAGUCCGCUGAGUUGCUCAGCAUAUUGUGCAGAAGCAACAACAACAACAACAGCAGCACCAACAACAACAACAACAACUGUGAGAGAUCCCUGCUUUGAACUUAACUGUACUGAGGAUGAGUGGUGUGGAGAACAGAAUGGUGUUUACGGCUGUUUCUGUAACGAAGAUCGCCCCACAUCUGACCCUGGCAAUUUCGAUGUCUAUGAGACGUGUGAAAGCAGCUCUGGGUUCGUGUCUUUGUCUCGCUGUCAGCUCUUUGAAGCUGGUUUUACUUCUGAUCUCUUACACUUGAAUGAUCCCAACUGUAAAGGAACUGUCCAGAAUGGCAGAGUGGAGUUCAGUUUUGAUAACAAUGAUCACAUCUGUGGUACAAGUCUUGUGGCCAAUGGUACUCACUUCAUCUAUGAGAAUUUUAUCACGGGACAGCCAGGCCCAUCUGAAGGUGUCAUCAGCAGAGAGAGAGGUCUUAAGCUGUCUUUCAGCUGUAUCUACCACCAAACGCAAACAGUCUCAAUGGACAUCAACCCUCUGGAGAGCCGAAUACACAGAACAUUUCAAGGUGAAGGGACGUAUCAGGUCAGGAUGGUUCCUUAUCUGGACACUGAAUUCUCAGUUCCCUUCAAUGGAAGUGUGGGUAUGCUGGUGAAUGAGGAGGUUUUUGUUGAAGUUGGUGUUUAUGGAGUUGACAGGGAUCAGUUUGCCUCUGUGAUUGAUGGAUGUUGGGCUACACCUGUGAACGAUCCUCUGUCAUCUCUCCGCUGGGAUCUCAUCACUGAAGAGUGUCCCAAUCCACAUGACAACACAGUGAAGGUUCUGCAGAACGGCGUCUCUACAUCCAGCCGUUUCUCCUUCAGGAUGUUCGUCUUUACUGCAGACUCCAAUAAGGUUUACCUGCACUGUAAAGUUCACCUUUGCCUCCGGACCAACAAUGACUGCUCAGCUCACUGUUACCCUGGACAUCACAUGAGAGAGCAAAGAUCUGUUGACUUCCAUGACACGUCUUCUAUAUCUAUGGGUCCACUGGUCUGGUCUGAAGGGAACUCGGAUAUUGUGGCCCCAGAACUGAGAAGAUCUCAGGCCUCAGGUCUGUGCGGCUCAAUGAUGUUACUGCUUCUUUUGUUUCUGAAUGCCUUCAUCCUAUUCUAGAAGAAUCUGACAGAUUUAGAAAAUGUGUGUACACAUUUGAUUAUGCUCAUAUUUUGUCUGUUGUCUUUUUAAUGAUUUUCAAAGAGACCUUAAUGAUAAUGUUAAUGGGUGAUAACUGGAUACUGUAUGAUUGCAGUAGGAUUGCAUUUGAUUAUUAUUGAUGAUUAUUGUGUUUAAAUUUCUUUUCAAAGUCAGUGUAAAAAUAAAGUUUCCUGGUAUUAUGUAUACUUGCAAUGUCAUCUUUAAUUUUUUUGGGGUGAAGGAGCAGGACUGAUCUGCAAUAGUUAAUACUUACAUUAAUAGUUACUGUACCAAUGAUGACAAUAUUAUUUGAUCAAUAAAUACUAUACGCACUUUAUA